This is a messenger RNA of Ambispora gerdemannii, 993 nucleotides long. The record is from the annotation of a GenBank genome assembly. NCBI's taxonomy places the organism in Eukaryota, Fungi, Glomeromycota, Glomeromycetes, Archaeosporales, Ambisporaceae.
AUGCAACCCAAAAUACAAGACACGGAAGACAAAAAAACAGUCGAGAUGCAAUCCGAAAAACUCUUGAAUUAUAUGCAGGAAUCGACAUCACUGUUUUUGAGGAAUUCCAAUGAUUAUUCAUUACAAGACAUUGAAAUCAAAAACACGGCCGGACCUCAGAUCGAUGAACAACUCAUUCAUGAUUUGAAGGAUGCUUUGGAAGCUAAUUUACGACAAACUCAAAGUCUUUCCUCGAGUCUUGAAGAUUCAAAAAUAAAAGUUAAUGAACUCACGCAACAAUGUACGAUACUGCAACAAGCUUUGGGCGAACGAAAAAUCACAAAGGACAAAAAUAAUUUAUUAUCUGAUAAUUACCUUUCGUUUGCACCGUUAAAUUAUGAUACACCAAUAAUAAAUCAUAGAACAGAAUACGAUCGAGAUGAAAACAUUCAUAAUCACGCAAGCGAAAUUGAGCAGCUACGCGAAGAAAAUGAAAGGCUGAAAUUAGAAUUACUUGCAUAUAAAAAAAAUACAAGGCCACUCGGAAAAAGUUUCAAAGCAACGAAACUGGAUGAAACACGCAAUAAUAUUAAAAAAGACAAGCUUUAUUAUAAGCUACAAUUGGGCAGAGUAGAUAAUUUCGAUGAGACGAAACUUGCGGAACUGAUAAAGGAAAUCAUGCUAAUUCUCGAAGUCAAUGACGUGGACCGAAUUAUACCGUCAAUCGAACAAGUAGAUAAAGUGACACGACUGGUCCCACAACUAUGUGAUUUCAUCAAUAAAGUGGUGGACACUGUUCUCUAUGAACAAGACGAGGAAGAUCAUCGGGUCAAAAACUAUAAUAAAGCCAACUCGGCAGUAGGCGCUGGUAGCAGCAUUCCGCCCGAACAAAAGCUAUGUGCCACUAUCGAAACGAUACUUCAAUGGCGUGAUACAGUUAAAGAGAUGGAAAAUAUUAUUUCUCAUUUUUUACAGAAGGGAUGGAGCAAGCAGCAGAAUACUGCACGACGAUAA